Molecule: messenger RNA, 996 nt
Organism: Dermacentor silvarum
Lineage: Eukaryota; Metazoa; Arthropoda; Arachnida; Ixodida; Ixodidae
Product: basic proline-rich protein-like
Exons: 3
Coding region: 1-996 (331 amino acids)
Source: RefSeq, a predicted model, not a curated record
AUGGCGAAGGAGAACGUCGUGAGGGCAACGGUCAACUACAUGGACCAAAACAGAUGUCUGGCAACCGCCGAUGCUGGCACGAGCGGCACACAUUCCCACGACAGCGGGAGUUCCCCCAUCAGCGACUCGUACUACAUGGGACUCGACAGGUAUGCGUUUACGAAGAACUAUGACAACUAUCUAUCGGGGCAAACAACAGAACUCACCGCAAUCGCCGCACCUACUGGUAGUGGCCCAGUUCCGUCAGCGCCUUCGCAGCGGGAGGGGCAGUAUGGGAACGCUGGCGUUGAUGAGCGGCGUCGAAUUCAGCUGUGGAAGACGACGACCAACACGGCGCUAUUUGCGCCGGACCCCACGUCACCUGGGAACCGGAGCUGUAAGGAUCACUACAGGGUGCCACCACCCAAAUCGCCCACCCCUCCACUGGAGAGCCAACCCGGCCCCACGAAAGGCAAACGCCAGCGACCACGGAAGCCGAGGCCGCCCGACACCCGGGCUUCACAGCACGCGACUCCAUCUCCUGCCACCAAAUCUCCUCCACCCCCGUAUCCUGGAGCGGGUACCCCCGGGCCUUCCAAGCGAGGCCUCACUCCGCCGGGACCUCCCACCGAGAGGUCUCCAUCGAGGCAGGGCCCAACUGCCUCCUCCACGUCACACCCGCCGCCACCCGGACUCCAGCCUGCUGCCCAAAGGGAACUGACAUGGGCUGCUCGCAUCCGACAAGGACCUCAGGCAAAACUUCCCGACUGGACUAAAUUCCGAUUUGAGUACACCAAUUCGAUCCCCAUACCCCACCAGGGCUAUGCCACCUGGUCUCAACACCUCGUGUCGUCACUUCGUCACACCGAGCAGACAGUUCAACCCUCAGAGACCACACCUGCAGUGGACAACCACCUCCUGCACCUCUGGGAGGCUCGGCACAGCCUAGUCCGCCGCUGGCGCCGACAGAAACACAACCGAAAACUCAAACUACGAAUCGCAGCCCCCACCCAAUAA